Klebsormidium nitens is the source of this 1257-nucleotide messenger RNA. NCBI's taxonomy places the organism in Eukaryota, Viridiplantae, Streptophyta, Klebsormidiophyceae, Klebsormidiales, Klebsormidiaceae. The record is from the annotation of a GenBank genome assembly.
AUGGGCGCAACUCUGGGCCUGCCCAGCAGGGGGGACCGGUUGCAUGCUGCGGCAAGGGAUGGGGAUCUAGGGCGGGCAGAAAAAUGCAUAGCGGAGGAUCCUGCGCUUGCGAACGGGCCACAUGGGAUGAGCAAGGGGAACUUCCCACUGCACGUGGCGGCGAUUCACGGCCAAAUCGAUGUCCUGAAACUGCUCCUCGCCCGGGGGGCCCGCCUCGACUGCGCCAACUACUCAGGCCAGACCCCCCUCAUGCUCGCGUGCAAGAGCGGCCGGUGGGAUUGCGCCGGGGCACUUCUCGAGGCCGGGGCUAACAUGCUGUGCUUCGACUUCAAGCACCGGAGGACGUGUUUACACUUCGCCGCGCGGGGGGGGCACACCGAGUGCGUGCGGCGGAUCCUGGCGGCGGCGCAGGGCGGCACGAUCGCGGCUUCUUGGGGAUUCGCGCGCUUCGUGAACGUCCGCGACGCCAACGGCGCGACGCCGCUCCACCAAGCUGCGCGCGCGGGGCACGCGCGCACCAUGCAGGCGCUGCUCGAGCAGGGUGCGCUCGUGUCCGGAGUCACGUCCGCAGCCAACGGGGCUUCGACGGCGCUUCAUUGGGCGGCGAGGGGCGGAAGCAUAGAGUGCGUACGGGAGUUGAUCGCUUGGGGGGCGAGUCGAGACGUCAGAGACGCCAACGGGUGCACGCCUUACGUGGUCGCCCUGAAGUCGGGCCACGACGCCGUGGCCGCGCUGUUAAACCCUCAAACCGCCGAGCCUCUGGUUUGGCCGAGCCCCUGGAAGUUCGUCGCCAAACUGAAUGCUUCGGCGCGCGCGCUGCUGGAGCAGGCGCUGACGGAGGCGCAGCUGACGCAGUCGGGGCAGGUGAAGACGCUGACCGAGAAGGAGGCGCUCGGGAAGGACGGCGAGAUUUGCCACGUGGCGGACGAUGCGGACGCGCAGACGUCGUCCGACAAGGACGACGCGGACGUGUGCAGCAUCUGCUUCGAGCGGCUGUGCAACAUCGAGGUGCGCGAGUGCGGCCACCGGCUGUGCGCGAUGUGCACGCUCGCGCUGUGCUGCCACUGCAAGCCGAGCGCCGCGAGCCCGCACGCGCCCCCGCCCGCGUGCCCCUUCUGCCGGACGGAGAUAAAACAGCUCGAGGCGUUAACACCUGUCCUGGAAAAGACCGAGCCGGCACUCCCGUUAACCCCGGUGCCAGUGACCGUUGCGAAGGGGAAGAGUAAAGUGCAUAGCGCCUCGUGGGGAAGGUGGUGA